AUGUCCAAAGGAGACACCGAGGAGGACAAGCUGGCUCGGUUAAUUUUGGACGCAAAGGGAGUGAAGGUGGGCCUGCCACCAUCUCCCAGGGCCGACCCUAACUCACUAGAGCCCAAUGCUGACCCUAUGGACUCGGAGGAUAACUUCUCGGACGAUGAGGCCCAAAUCUUUGAGCUUAGGCGUCGCGUUACUUCGGCAUCAGGGGUGCUAAAGAGGUUGGUUAAAUCUUCUCGAGUCAGUCAAGUGGUGUGA
Molecule: messenger RNA, 252 nt
Organism: Linum trigynum
Lineage: Eukaryota; Viridiplantae; Streptophyta; Magnoliopsida; Malpighiales; Linaceae
Source: the annotation of a GenBank genome assembly